AUGGAAGAAAAAGAUAGAAUUAGUGAACUCCCUGCCGGUAUACUUGACAAUAUUAUGAGAUUUAUGCCAAUUCUAGAUGCUGCCAUAGUUGAAAUUUUAUCUUCCAUCUGGAAGGAUAUCUGGUUUAGUUUGACAAAACUUUGUUUUGACAGUGAUUUCUUUGAUUACUUAUGUCUUAAAUAUUCCGAUGAGGCUUUGGAAUUUCAUAUUUCUGGAGUAGUCAACAACAUUUUCAUGCGGCACAAUGGACGUAUUCACAAAGUUAUUUUCAAUUUCUGUGGAGAUAUAUUGGAUUUCGCAAAUGAUGAUAUAGCUAAUUUGUUGAAAAACAACUUGAAUCAGUGGCUUCUUCUUCUCACCCAGAAUGGUGUUAACGAAAUGGACAUUUCUUGUCCCGAAAAUUCGGGAUACCUGGUGUCAAAUUGCUUUUUUUCUUGCCCAACAUUGAAGAGAUUGAAACUUUCUGAAGUCCGUGUUGAACUAGUAGAUGUCUAUGAACUUCCAAAUGUGAUAUCACUUUAUCUUGAAUAUGUUGACUUUUUGUGUGGAGAUUAUUCGGAUUAUGUUGUUUAUCUUCCCAUGCUAGAGGAUCUCUCAUUUUGUUAUUCUAGAAACAUAUUUGAUUUUCACAUUCUUGCACCAAAACUUGGUAGUUUGAAGACCAUCCCAUCUUGUAGUUGUAGUGUUCUAAAAUUAGGAAUAAACCCCCUAUUGGGGUUGCCAUAA
Molecule: messenger RNA, 726 nt
Organism: Ipomoea nil (Japanese morning glory)
Lineage: Eukaryota; Viridiplantae; Streptophyta; Magnoliopsida; Solanales; Convolvulaceae
Product: F-box/FBD/LRR-repeat protein At1g13570-like
Exons: 1
Coding region: 1-726 (241 amino acids)
Molecular function (GO): protein binding
Source: RefSeq, a predicted model, not a curated record